Molecule: messenger RNA, 294 nt
Organism: Aspergillus heteromorphus CBS 117.55
Lineage: Eukaryota; Fungi; Ascomycota; Eurotiomycetes; Eurotiales; Aspergillaceae
Product: SNARE domain- containing protein
Exons: 3
Coding region: 1-294 (97 amino acids)
Biological process (GO): intra-Golgi vesicle-mediated transport
Source: RefSeq, a predicted model, not a curated record
AUGGCCGAAGCCUACGAGCGCGAACAACAAAACAACGCCCUCCUCAACUCCCUCUCCUCCAAAGUCUCCGCCCUGAAAUCCGUCACCAUCGAUAUCUACGAUAAUGCCCGCGAUCAAGAUACGCUGGAUCAUUCGAACCAAGUCUUCUCCUCCCUCUCCACGGACCUAAAAGGUAGCGCGAGCCGCUUGACCCGCAUGGCGCGACAAGGCGAUACGGUUGCCGUGUUGAAGGUCGCUGGCAUUGUGGCCACGAUUGGGUUCGUGUUUUGGAUUAUUUUGAGCUGGAUCUUUUGA